Cuculus canorus (common cuckoo) is the source of this 2865-nucleotide messenger RNA. It is a transcript of the gene DLG3, whose product is annotated as discs large MAGUK scaffold protein 3. The transcript is spliced from 24 exons. Gene Ontology annotation, biological process: chemical synaptic transmission. The record is from RefSeq and is a predicted model, not a curated record. Gene Ontology annotation, molecular function: kinase binding. Bases 136 to 2835 code for a protein of 899 amino acids. Gene Ontology annotation, cellular component: neuron projection; postsynaptic density membrane; neuromuscular junction. NCBI's taxonomy places the organism in Eukaryota, Metazoa, Chordata, Aves, Cuculiformes, Cuculidae.
UUCCCGGGGCGGGGUGCGCAGGCUGAGCCGCCUCGGAGCCCGGCGGGGACGCUCCCGGAGGCGGUGCCGGGGAGCGGGUGGGGGGGGGGCGGCUCAUCGGCUCCGAGCGGAGCGGCCACCGGGCACGGCGGAGCGAUGAUCCGCCGGAAAGACACUGAACGAGCAGUGGAAAUUCUGACCAGAUACCAAAGCACCCUGCGGUCUCCGGAGGAGCAGGAGCUAAAAGCCUCCAUUGGAAAAGUCUCGCACGUCUUCCAAAGUGAACUCUUCCAGGCUUUGCUGGAUAUCCAUGAAUUCUAUGAUUUCACGCUACGCUCUGCACCCCUGCAGCCUCCCAGCGCGGACACGUGUCACAGCACAGCCAGGCGGCACCAUGGAACCAGUGAGCAAAGCUCCACAGCCACAACCGGAGAGCCCCAAAACCUCCCCAAGGAUCCGUCCCGGGACAGUGAGCAGAGGCUUCCCACAGGGGCUGGGGACAGUGCGCUGGGGACACCGCCGCGGCUGGUGAGGGUGACGGCACGGAGGACAGAGGCACCAGCCAGCGUCUGCAGCCUGGUGCUCGGCUCUCGCAGCGCCCUGCCCCAGGCCAACCCUGCUCCCAUUAUCGUGAACACAGACUCGCUGGAACAAGGGCUCUCUGUGAACGGCAGCGAUGGGAUGUUCAAAUAUGAGGAGAUCGUCUUGGAAAGGGGUAAUUCUGGCCUCGGCUUCAGCAUAGCAGGAGGAAUCGACAACCCCCACAUUCCAGAUGACCCGGGUAUCUUCAUCACCAAAAUCAUCCCUGGAGGAGCAGCAGCCAUGGACGGCCGCCUAGGGGUGAACGACUGCGUCCUGCGGGUGAAUGACGUGGACGUCUCUGAGGUGGUGCACAGCAAAGCCGUGGAGGCCCUGAAGGAAGCAGGCCCUGUGGUGCGGCUCGUGGUGCGCCGCCGGCAGCCCCCGCCAGAGACCAUCAUGGAGGUCAACCUGAUGAAAGGACCCAAAGGCCUGGGAUUCAGCAUCGCAGGAGGCAUUGGGAACCAACACAUCCCUGGGGACAACAGCAUCUAUAUCACCAAAAUCAUAGAGGGAGGUGCUGCCCAGAAGGAUGGGCGCCUGCAGAUCGGGGACCGGCUGCUCGCGGUGAAUAACACAAACCUACAGGACGUGCGGCACGAGGAGGCAGUGGCCGCCCUGAAGAACACCUCUGACAUGGUGUACCUCAAAGUGGCCAAGCCCGGCAACAUCCACCUCAACGACAUGUACGCGCCCCCCGACUACGCCAGCACCUUCUCAGCUUUGGCUGACAACCACAUAAGCCAUAACUCCAGUCUGGGCUACCUGGGCAGCGUUGAGAACAAGCCUGCCUACCCUGUCCCUCCCCAGGUGACUCCGUCCCGGUACUCGCCCAUCCCUCGGCACAUGAUCGGGGAUGAGGACUUCACCAGGGAGCCCCGGAAAAUCAUCCUACACAAAGGCUCCACCGGCCUGGGCUUCAACAUCGUUGGGGGAGAAGAUGGCGAAGGGAUCUUCGUGUCCUUCAUCCUGGCUGGAGGCCCUGCCGACCUCAGUGGGGAGCUGCGGAGGGGAGACCGCAUCCUCUCAGUGAACGGCGUGAACCUCCGCAACGCCACCCACGAGCAGGCGGCGGCGGCGCUGAAGCGGGCGGGGCAGACGGUGACCAUCAUCGCGCAGUACCGGCCCGAAGAGUACAGCCGCUUCGAGUCAAAGAUCCACGACCUGAGAGAGCAGAUGAUGAACAGCAGCAUGAGCUCCGGCUCUGGCUCACUCCGAACAAGCGAGAAGAGAUCUCUCUAUGUCCGAGCCCUGUUUGACUAUGACCGGACCCGGGACAGUUGCUUGCCCAGCCAGGGGCUCAGCUUCUCCUACGGGGACAUCCUGCACGUCAUCAACGCUUCUGAUGAUGAGUGGUGGCAAGCAAGGCUUGUCACACCCCACGGCGAGAGCGAGCAGAUCGGGGUCAUCCCCAGCAAGAAAAGGGUGGAAAAGAAGGAGAGAGCACGGUUGAAAACGGUGAAGUUCCACGCCAGGACUGGCAUGAUUGAGUCCAACAGGUCGAUCAAAACGAAACGUAAAAAGAGUUUCCGCCUCUCUCGAAAGUUUCCAUUUUACAAGAGCAAAGAGAACCUGGCCCAGGAGAGCAGCGGACAGGAACAGGGCGUGACAUCAAACACCAGUGACAGCGAGAGCAGUUCCAAAGGACAAGAGGACAUCAUCCUGUCAUACGAGCCAGUGACGCGGCACGAAAUUCACUAUGCGAGACCGGUGAUCAUCCUGGGGCCAACAAAGGACCGAAUUAACGAUGACCUCAUCUCUGAAUUCCCACACAAGUUUGGUUCCUGCGUGCCCCACACUACCAGGCCUCGGCGUGAGAAUGAGGUGGACGGACAAGACUACCACUUUGUUGUAUCCCGCGAACAGAUGGAGAAAGAUAUCCAGGACAACAAGUUCAUAGAGGCUGGGCAGUUCAAUGACAAUCUCUACGGGACCAGCAUUCAGUCUGUGCGGGCAGUGGCGGAGAGGGGGAAACACUGCAUCCUGGAUGUGUCUGGCAAUGCCAUCAAGAGGUUGCAACAAGCACAACUUUAUCCCAUUGCCAUUUUCAUCAAACCAAAAUCCAUUGAAGCUCUCAUGGAGAUGAACAGGAGACAGACGUACGAACAGGCUAACAAGGUCUUUGAUAAAGCCAUGAAACUCGAGCAAGAGUUUGGAGAGUAUUUUACAGCCAUCGUACAAGGAGACUCUCUUGAAGAGAUUUACAGCAAAAUCAAACAGAUCAUCGAAGACCAGUCCGGGCACUACAUCUGGGUCCCAUCCCCAGAAAAACUCUGAAGAUGUCCCCCAGCUGCUUCCCCGUGAGCA